AGUUCUACUUACUUUGGCUUUAAAUCAUCUUUAAACUUUAAUCUUUCGUUUUACACACACAUAUAUAUAAGUCCUUUUCCUCCGUCCAUCUCCCUCCUCCCCCUCUCUCUCUCUCUCUCUCUGUGAUGAGCAAAUUCGAGAUCCAAUUUUAUCUAUAUAUCUCAUCUUAGAGCCCAUUCUAUCUCUGAAACACAACCACUUUUUUUCAAAAUGGCUGGCACUCAGUACUUCAGUUUCAGAGGAUUCCUAUUUCUGUUCCUUGUUUUCUUUCUCUUUUCCUCCCUUCUCGCUUCUGCCCUCUCAGAGACUCAAACCCAGAGAAAUCGUUUUGUAGGGAGAAGAAUGUUAGAGAUAGAGGAGGUGGAGGAGGAGGAGGAGCUACUAGCCCAGCCGAAAAAGAAAUUCACCAAAACCCAACCCAAGCUUAUUGAAAUGGAGGAGGAAAAUGAGCAGCCAAAGAAGAAAUCCACCAAAACAAAAAGCAAGUUCAUUGAGAUGGAGGAAGAGGAGCAACCAAAGAAGAAAUCCACCAAAAUCCAAACCAAGUUUAUUGACAUGGAGGAGGGAGAGCAAUUGGAGAAGAAGACAACCACAAAAAACAAAGCGCAACUCAUUGAUGUGGACGAAGAUCAGCCAAAGAAGAAGUCGACUAAAAGCCAGACCAAGCUAAUAGAGGACGAGGAAGAGCAGCCGAAGAAGAAGUCUACUAAAAGCGCGAGCAAGCUAAUAGAGGAGGACGAUGAGGAAGAACAGCCAAAGAAGAAGUCUACUAAAAGCCAGACCAAGUUAAUAGAGGAGGACCAGGAAGAGCAGCCAAAGAAGAAAUCCACCAAAGUACAGACUGGGCUCACUGAAGAGGAGGAGGAGGAGCAGGAGCAACCUAAGAAGAAAUCCACUAAAAGUCAGACAAAUCUCGUAGAGGAGGCGGAGGAGGAGGAGGAGGAAGAGCAGCCCAAGAAGAAAGCCAACCUAUUGACCAAGAACCAAGCCAAGCUCAUCAAACCCACAACCAGUUCAAUGAAGGCAACAGCAUCUUCUGGUACAAUCCUUUCCAAUACCCAAUUGAAGAAGCUAAAUUCCACCUCAAAAAGCUCAAAUUCUACCAAAUCCAAUCCAAUUUUGAUUAAAAAAUCCCCAGAUCUACUGAAACCAAGCACACCCAAGAAUAAAACAGUUGUCGCCAAACAGUCGCAAACAACCACCGACAAGAAUUCCAGUGAGCUUAAAUCCAAAACCUUAGAAAAGAAACAGGUUGCAGAGAAAAAUGCGAAGCAAGAGAAAACCCAAAAGCCCAUGAAGAUUGAUCAAGAUGAGGAAGACGAUCUAGUCUCGGAAUUCAGAGAUCUACCCUCCAAAAUCCAUCAGUCAUUCAUCCCAGACCUUGAGAGAAUCUCAACAACCUCCAAAGUCUAUCUCAGCAGAGCCAACAAAGAAAUAACGAAAGGGGUGAAGCCCUAUGUGGGUAGCAAAUAUGCACCAUCCAUAGCUUCGACGAUCUCCUGCGUCUUCGUUUUAGUCCCCCUCCUCCUUGUCUCCCUCGUCUUCAACCGAAUGAAAGCUUACUUUUCUCUGCAGCAAAUCGUAAUUUUGAUUCAAGUGUACUUGUCAAUCUACUUCUUAAUCCUCGCUUUCUCCUCGUUGGUGACGGGGCUGGAGCCAUUGAAGUUCUUCUACUCGACAUCACAGUCGAGCUACAUUUGCUUGCAGGUAUUGCAGACGCUAGGAUACGUUAUGUAUUUGCUGUUGUUGCUCAUGGACCUGGUUGUAGUGUUCUCGACGGAGACCCGACUAGGGUCGAAGUUGUUAGGGCUGGCCCAGACCAUCGUGGGCUUUGCAGUGGGCUUGCAUUACUAUGCCACCGUGUUUCACAGAGCAGUAUUACGUCAACCGCCCAAAACCAAUUGGAAAGUUCAUGGAAUCUAUGCCACGUGUUUCCUCCUGAUUUGCUUGUUUGCAAGAUCUGAGAGGAGGAAGAAGGCUUAUCUACAAGAUGGUGAGGAUGGAAAGAAGAGUUAAUUAAUUUCUUCCCGUUUUCUGUUUUUAUUCCAUCUCUUUUUUUUUCAGAUUUUUUUUUCCUUUCUUUUUCGGUUCAGUUUUAGCUGUAACAAGCAGGAGAAUCUUGCUUGUUUUUCUUCUUUAUAAUUUAUAUAGUUUUGUUUAUUAUUGUUGAUUCUGUAUGUGAACUAUAUAUAUAGUUGGCAAAUGAUGAAUAAAGGAUGAAGAAAUCAUGAACACUAGAAUAGAAUGGGACUGUAAAAUUCCUGAAGAUGCAUGAACUUAA
Molecule: messenger RNA, 2281 nt
Organism: Nelumbo nucifera (sacred lotus)
Lineage: Eukaryota; Viridiplantae; Streptophyta; Magnoliopsida; Proteales; Nelumbonaceae
Source: RefSeq, a predicted model, not a curated record